AUGAAAUUAAUUAAAAGCAAUAAAUGCGCAAUACAAAUAUGAUACAUUUCGAGAACGUAGUUUUUAUAAAUUUCGCAAUUAUUUCAAGUCAAUGUCUUAGGAAUAAGUAAAUGCGUCAAGAAGACAUGGAUUAAAUAGUGAGAAGCACACUCGUGGAGAUCAUUAUUCAAGUGCAUUCAAGAGUAUCUUUUUUGCAGUACUAGCGGUUUUCUUUAUCUGACAUAAGCGAUUUCAACGGCAAGCCACUUAUGUAUUUAACAAGUGUGUUGAAAUAAAUGAAUAUAUCACUGUAAAAUUCUGGGCCCAGUGUAAUCUUUGCAUGGUGUUUGUUAUAAAAUCUCAAUAAAACAAUCCCGAACAAAUCAUUCGAACAUAAAUUACGUCAGAAGAGAGAAUAAACAAGAUCAUAUGUCGCGGAGUAUAUUGUACUUGAAGGAACAACUAAAUACAGGAUUAAUCGCUGAUAAGCAUUAUGAAUGUUUGUCGAUAGAGCAGAGGAAAGUUGCAAACUUAUGCAAUGGAAUACCGAACGCCAGGUGGCGGGAAGCAUUCGUAUGGGGGUACCGAUACAGGUAAGUACAGGUGAGAGACGGCGGGAACUGGUGAAAGAGCAAGAGAGGGCUUAUCAAAUUGAUGGUAGGAAAGGAGACAGACUGGGUGAGGGGCCGCAGAACAUCGUCCAAGCACCUUCGUUGUUCGAGCAGUACAGUGCUGAACGCCAUAGGUACUUAAUGCACGUAUGUUUCCUCUACUCUAUCGAGAAUAUUAAGGAUCUAUGAUCCUCCGCGAUCACAGCGAUUUAAAAGUGAUUAUUUUACACGAGAAGUGUCAGAAAAACUUACCGCUGCAGCAAUGUUUCGCCAUCGGUAGCCAGACCUCCGGAAGAAUCCACGAACAGAAAUGACGACCGAGCGGUUUCACAAAGCUGCACGCGACGGCUUUUUAGACAUCUUAAAAGAAGCAACAAAAAAAGAUUGUAACGCGCGGGAUGACGGUGGAAUGACCCCCACAUUAUGGGCAGCCUUCGAAGGUCACUUAGAUGCUCUGAGACUGCUCGUCGCCAGAGGGGGGGAUCCCGACAAAACCGAUUAUUUCGGUAACACAGCCCUUCACCUAGCAGCGGCAAGGGGUCACGAAUACUGCGUCAAGUUUCUCGUUAAGUUUGGUUGUAAUAUUUGGUCGUUGGACAUCGAUAGACAUUCUGCUAGAGAUUUAGCCGCUAUAAAUGGAAGAGAAGUGACCCUACAAUUUUUAGAUUACGUCCAAGCCGAUCAGGAGUUAAACAAUCGGAAAAAAUGUCGUAUGCUUCGGGAGAAGGCUGAGAAAGAUGCCGACAAAAGGCUGAAGGAAUACAUGAAGAAGCAAAAAAUGACAGAAAUUAGAAUCGAGAAGGAGAAGAAAUUAUCGAAAGAUCGAACGAAAUUGGACUUGGCCACGGUUAACGAAACCGGCAUUCUACCUCACAAGUGCAGUAUGUUGACCUUCAAGGGUCGGGUGAAGCCUUCACCAACGUUCAGCGAUAUCGUCGGUACCACCACGAAGAAACACGGUACUGCAGGGUGUAGAAAAGCUUUAGCGAAGAAAGCCGUUGACGAUUUCAAAGUAGUAGAGAUUGAAGUUAAUGGAAAGAAAUCGAUACGUAGCCUCACUGGUCUUAGAAGGGAUUCUGAAAUAAUGUACGUAGGAACUUAUGACACGCAAGCUCAGCAAAUAGGAAGGCGAGCGAAAAUCUCUGAUGUUUGGGGCACAUUAAGUAAAGCACAAAGUACUCCCGAUUUGUUAAGCGAUCGAAAUUUCGACGAGGAUUUAGAUCAAGACGACGGAGAAGAUCCAAAUGACAUAAGAGAUAAUGUCUUGCUACAUGAACCAGCGAGUAUCUUCAAUCGACCAGGUUUCGGAUCGGUGGCAUUUCGUAGAUCGAUAACAACUACUUUCGACAACUUACCGAUCGCGCAAGCGGAUACACUCGAACAAAACGGAAAUACCUGCGUAAAUGGUUCUCUAAAUGGAUCUAUAAAUGGCCAUCGAGUUAGCACAAACGGACACAACGAAGAAAUCAGCAUAGGAAGCGCAGGUAGUCUAGCUCGGCGGCAGAGCAUGUGGGACGAUGAUGUACUUUCAGAGGAAGAAACUGACGAGGAGUGGACGCCGUUGCAAAGAUUCUUGGUUGCCAAUAAUUUGUCAUCGGUACAUCCAGUUUUAGAGUCCGAGCAAAUUGAUUUAGAAGCUUUAAUGUUGCUAACUGAAGCUGACAUCGCGGCAUUAAAACUUCCGCUUGGACCCAAACGGAAAUUGAUGAAUGCUAUAGCUAAUCGUAAAAGAGCAUUAGAUACGCCGGAAAAUGUCAUCAAAGAUAGCAAGUUGUGACACCGUCGCAACUGAAAUUAACUUUUCUAUUUUACAUGCAAGCUAUCAUUUGUCCAACGAUUAGGAAACUAUUGAAACCUGUAAUCGCGUUCAAAACUAAUAUUACGUAUUGCCAUAAAACUAUAAAUCUUGAAUUCUGUGUUACGAAGGAUAUUCUAAAGUAAUAUCGACUUCAACGAAGAAACCCUACGUACAUUUUCAUACUAUGAAUGGUGCCUUAAUAUAGAAUAUAUAUUUUAUUAAGCCAGUAAAUGUAAAUGAAAAUGUAAAUGCGAAUUUUAAAUAAUCCAUCCUUGUAGAUCCUGUUAAUAAUAGGAUAAAAGGACUCAACUGUUUCUUAUUAAUCGUCUAGAUAUCACGAAUCUUACGCAAAUUGUACAAAAUCACGUAUAUAAAAAAAGAAAUAAAAUAUGUA
This is a messenger RNA of Ceratina calcarata, 2782 nucleotides long. It is a transcript of the gene Sans, whose product is annotated as SAM_USH1G_HARP domain-containing protein Sans. Gene Ontology annotation, molecular function: protein binding. The coding region runs from base 901 to 2367 and encodes 488 amino acids. The transcript has 7 exons. The record is from RefSeq and is a predicted model, not a curated record. NCBI's taxonomy places the organism in Eukaryota, Metazoa, Arthropoda, Insecta, Hymenoptera, Apidae.